GUCUGUUAGAAAAACAAACAUUCCAUGAGACAGAUGGUGACACCAUCACUGAUGUUGAUUUGACCAAUGUGAUUUCUGAAGAAGAGCGAGAAGAAUUAAAAGUUGAAGUAAUCCAGCUUGAGGAUGAAAUUGCAACUUUACGCCAAGUUUUAGCAGCCAAAGAGAAGCACCUUAUGGAAAUAAAGCAAAAACUGGGCAUCAAUCUGGUGAAUGAGCUGAAGCAGAACUUCAGCAAAAGCUGGCAUGAUGUUCAAACUACUACCGCGUACAAGAAGACCCAAGAAACUCUGACUCAAGCAGGGCAAAAGGCCACAGCAGCUAUCAGCAACGUUGGAACAGUUAUCAGCAAGAAGUUUGGAGAUAUGAGGUCACAUUCCCUUGGGUAUUCUAUCCGCCACUCCAUGAGUAUGCCUGCUAUGAGGAAUUCUCCUACAUUCAAAUCCUUUGAAGAAAAAGUUGAGACCACUGUUACAAGCAUUAAGACAAAAGUUGGAGGUACACCCCACCCUGGAGGAAGCUUUGAAGAAAUUCUUAGCUCUGCGGCCAAUGCUAGUGCUCGGAGCCCCGUUGCAGGAAGCCGACUUUCAGAAACUGAAGACGAGCUUCACUGCUAGGUGAGGGAUUUCUUUGCCCUGCUGUUUGCAUAUGACCGAUGCACGAAAUGUUUCUUUUCUCUCCAGGGCUGAGUCUGAAGUUGUAGGACAGCACUGAGACUAUACCUACGCAGUACUAGGCAGAGAUUGGCUGGGAUGCAACCAAAUGGCCGCUAGUGCUGCAGAAGUAACUGCUAGCUGUCCUUCUAUAUUACCCAUUUUAUUCUAUUUAUGCUUAUAAGUGAUUUUACAUCGUAACUUCUACACUAUACAAUUGUGUCAAUUUUUAAAAUGGCAUGUAUCAUCUUAAGAAAUUUGUUCAUGUAUGUUUUUCUAAUGAAUUUCAAAAAAUAAGAUCAGAUUAUUGUUCAAGUUAUUUCUCUAUUCUGUUUUUCCUGGCGUAAAUAACAAAGCUGUUUUUGCCUGUUUUCUGUUUAUGUGCCUGUUUCUGACUGUUAAAAACAAAUCAGCCUCUUCAUUAUGAUAUGUGCCAUUGGAAUGAGGACUGGAACCAAAAACAAUUAUGUCACAAAGUUUUCUGUCUAAAGAAGCAAUGAUAUACAUGCCUUUAGUACAAAGUACUGAAGAAAUAUAAAAAAAACAUGAGAUAAUUUUGGUAUAGUCAAUCAGUAAAGUUUGGUCUAUAUAAACAGUUCCAAUUUCCUUGCAAACGUGGCAUGUACCAAUUUAAUCUGAUAACAAUCUGAACCAGAUUAUAUCCUUGCUUGCCUGCAAUUGUUUGAAUUGUAAUAAUAUUUUUCUAUCUUUUCCAUUGGAGUAAAAUAAGUGUGCCUAUCCGACAGACCUGAGCAUAUUUAGACUUUUUAAAGAGAAUAUUUAAAAUUUCAAUUCUUAAUAUAGGGCUGGACCUUUGAAGUAUGUUAAAAAAAAUAAUAAAUCUUGUAAUGCAUGACUUCUGAACCUAACAAAAAACUGAUAUCUAAAAGAUAUGGAGCUCAAUUAAAUUUAUGAAGCAUUAU
Protobothrops mucrosquamatus (brown spotted pit viper) is the source of this 1573-nucleotide messenger RNA. It is a transcript of the gene TPD52L1, whose product is annotated as TPD52 like 1. The record is from RefSeq and is a predicted model, not a curated record. NCBI's taxonomy places the organism in Eukaryota, Metazoa, Chordata, Lepidosauria, Squamata, Viperidae. Gene Ontology annotation, cellular component: cytoplasm. Gene Ontology annotation, biological process: positive regulation of MAP kinase activity; positive regulation of apoptotic signaling pathway.